Aspergillus nomiae NRRL 13137 is the source of this 1215-nucleotide messenger RNA. Its product is annotated as putative MFS monocarboxylate transporter. The coding region runs from base 1 to 1215 and encodes 404 amino acids. Gene Ontology annotation, molecular function: transmembrane transporter activity. Gene Ontology annotation, biological process: transmembrane transport. Gene Ontology annotation, cellular component: fungal-type vacuole membrane. Lineage: Eukaryota; Fungi; Ascomycota; Eurotiomycetes; Eurotiales; Aspergillaceae. The transcript has 6 exons. The record is from RefSeq and is a predicted model, not a curated record.
AUGGCGAAGGACAGUUCAACACCACCGGACCAGAAGCCUCCCAGCGAGUAUACACCGCAGGCAUGUUUAACAAUUUUGGGUUCAUUCACCGGUCUAUUCUGCACCGUGGGAUUCAUGAACUCGUUCGGGGUCUUUCAAGAAUACUAUGGGAAAAAUCAACUCGCCGACAAGUCCGAAUCAACGAUUGCAUGGCUAGGCGCGAUCAGCAUCUUUUGCAUUUUCUUCAUCUCAGUAUUCUCUGGCCAGUUGCUUGAUAUGUUUAAACCUACUUUGAUGCUCUGUGUGGGCUCGCUAGGCACCGUGUUCUCACUCAUGAUGGUGUCGCUCUGCAAGGAGUUUUACCAGUUCAUACUCGCACAAGGGAUCCUUCUCGGAAUUUCGCUCGCUUUGCUAGCAUGUCCAAUGCUCGCCCUCGUUGGGCAACAUAUCAAGGUGAAGCGUGGUGCAGCGCUGGGUAUAGUGCUCGGCGGCUCGUCUCUCGGAGGCGUGAUAUGGCCUAUUGCCAUCAACGAACUUCUUCAGAAACCAAACAUAGGAUUUGGAUGGACGAUGCGGAUUGUUGCAUUUAUAAUGAUUCCCUUAUUAUCUGUCUCCUGCAUCUGCUGUCGGCCACCCAAAAUAAGCCCUACUCCUACCCAACGACCCGCGUCUAAUGAUGAAGAGGCCACGAUAACCAAGGCCAAACCGCCUGUCCCUAAAGCGGACUUUUCCAUUCUCAAAAAGCCCAGUCUCCAGUUAUCCUGCCUCGCAUUUUUCAUCAUCUAUUUCGGAAUGUUUUCUCCGUUUUUCUUCACAACCUCCUACGCAGUUGCGAAAGGGUUUUCCACCGACCUGGCGUUUUAUACCAUCUCGAUCGUGAAUGGUGCUUCGUUUUUGGUCGUGUUCUUCCUGGUAUUGUCGCAGACCGCGACCUCCGUGGCUGGCCUGGUCAUGUUUUCUCUCGCAUAUGGGUUUGCGUCAGGAGCUAUCCUUUCCCUCCAGCAAGCCUGCGCAGCGCAAGUCGCCACACCACAAACAAUCGGUUUAACUAUGGGAACCGUCAUGGCAGCCACAUCUUUCUCAGCCUUGGCCGGAGUCCCUAUUAGCGGUGAACUGGCGGGUAAAUAUGGAUAUCUGGCACUGUCUAUCUACUCAGGUGUGAGUCUCUUGGUAGGGAGCGUUCUAUUGGCGGCGGCGCGAUUCGUACAGAGUAGGGAUUUGCUGGCUAUUGUGUAG